AUGCCCUACAUGAGCUUGGAAGCUGUGACGAGAGGCUUGGCCAAUGGUGAUUUAGUAAAGGGAUCACUUCGUGUUAAUCAACGCAAUUAUGAAGAAUCUUACGUAGACAACCCAGACGGUGAUGAUCAACUUGAUCUUCUUAUACUCGGAGUACAUGAUCGUAAUCGCGCUUUACAUGGAGAUGUUGUUGUUGUGCGCAUUAAGGAGAGAAUGAACUGGGUGAUCCGCGAAAAUCUUUACCAAGCAUGGCGAGCUGGACAUUUGAAUGUAUCGAGAGAAGAUAAUGGUCAACCGAUCACGAUUCCACCAGUCGCAGCUCCGAAACCUGAUGACUUGGUCGAGGUUGGUUGACU
This is a messenger RNA of Strongylus vulgaris, 353 nucleotides long. The record is from the annotation of a GenBank genome assembly. NCBI's taxonomy places the organism in Eukaryota, Metazoa, Nematoda, Chromadorea, Rhabditida, Strongylidae.